Messenger RNA from Dichomitus squalens LYAD-421 SS1, 1125 nucleotides. RefSeq lists its product as uncharacterized. NCBI's taxonomy places the organism in Eukaryota, Fungi, Basidiomycota, Agaricomycetes, Polyporales, Polyporaceae. The record is from RefSeq and is a predicted model, not a curated record. The coding region runs from base 1 to 1125 and encodes 374 amino acids. The transcript has 11 exons.
AUGGUUUACAUUCCUUUCCACAGCAAGCGCGUUGAUUCCCAAGUUUUGGGUUCGGCUGCUUCCACCGACCUUACUGUCUGGCUUUUCUUUGAGAUCGCCGGAGACCAGAUACUCCUGCCCCUGCUAGUUCUUACUUUUCUCUGCUCCCGCACUGGGAAACGACAUCCGACCGUGGUCAACGUCUGUGCGACCUGUAUCAUCACCGGCGUCGUCUCUUUGCUUCUGUUUUACAAUGGCCAGCAAGUUGGACCUGAACCAGAAAGGGGCCUAUGCAUCGCGCAGAUGGCGUUGAUCUCCCCGGUCCCGCCUAUGACUUCCGUUGCCGCACUUGCACUCGUGUACUACAUAUGGUCUACAUUCCGACAAUCCAAGGUGAACAGGGGGCCAAGGGCGCCGAUGAGCCAUCUGACUACUAUCUGCCUGCUCAUUGCCCCUUACAUCACGCACGUCUGCUUUGCAGCCGUCGCUCUGCGUCUUGGUCUACAGCAUCCAGAGAAAGUGAAUCGCUCACGGAGAUUUUUCUAUUGCUCCCUUCACGAGGAUUCUUACAACGACGUUAUGAUUAUCUUCACAGCAGUGGUUUGUCUUAUCGCCGCUGCCCUCCAAGUACACCUGGUGGUGAUGCUAUCACGUAAUUGGACGGCUCUUCGCCGUGCGGGGCUCAGCACUGGCGUUGAUAUUCACUUGACUAUACGUGUCGGGGUGUUUAUACUCUACACCAUGCUUGCGUCAGGGGUCACUCUGGUGACUUUCUCUCCUGCUGCUAAUGCCACUAGUGUACUCCCUGACAUGUUUGCUGCUUCUAUCGGCACGAUGCUCUUCCUGAUAUUCGCCUCACAACCGGACGUCAUUCGCACGUGGUCGCGCAUCCUCCUCUGCCCCUUCACUCUCUGCGGUCUCUUCAGGGAGCCCAGGACGCUGCCUCCAUCUCGUGCUCCGACACCGCUGCCUUCGUUCGACGACAAUCUUCUCGAGCGUACUGACAGCGACGCGAGCGAGAAAGCGCGCCUUGCCGCACUACACGCGUACUUCAAGGCGCGGGUCAACAUCGUCGGCUGCAAUGUAGAGGUCAUCAAGCGGCCAGAGGACGCCUUUACCGUCGAGAGGGUGCCUAUACGAAUAUAG